Molecule: messenger RNA, 1764 nt
Organism: Leptinotarsa decemlineata (Colorado potato beetle)
Lineage: Eukaryota; Metazoa; Arthropoda; Insecta; Coleoptera; Chrysomelidae
Source: RefSeq, a predicted model, not a curated record
UUAUACAAAUAUGCCAACAAAUUUAAUCAAAUUUAAACUUAUUUCAUUACUUGUUAGUUUUUUAAACAUUUCUGUACUUGAAUAAUCGUAAGCAUGUCCUUUACAAAUAGCAAUAUGAAAAUUGUAGACAGCAAUCUAGUUGAAAAGAUCCUGGAACAAGGACAAAAAUUGAGAAAUGCCAUGAUAGGAUCAAUUCUGAAAAACGAUCCUUUCAGUACCGAAAUUCUAAUUAAUAACCAUUACAAUACUCCUCGGAGUAGUAGAUCAGAGUUGUCGAACAAUACAAAAACAGAAAACGUGAUACCUUUGAAUGACAAACGCUUAGAAGCCUUCAUCAAGGGGGAUUGUAUGUCGAAAGAGGAGGAAAAACUGGCAUUGGACACUUUGCGGUCUCUGUCAGCUCCUGAUUUGUGUGAAACUACAGAAAGAACUCUCAAAUCCACAAAUAUCGGUGGCUGUAAAUGUUAUAUAUGCAAAGUGUAUAAUUCAAAAUAUUUAUCGUGUGAUUCAAAGUUGAACAGUCAAAAGGAGAUGGAGUUUCAGUCACCACCGCAACACGAGGUAACUGAAAACAUUCCAGGAAAGUACAAAGCUUGUGGCGUUCAGACUCUGAAAUUCGUAGACUCUCUAAAGAUAGCCAUCAACAAUCUCAUUUUGAAUGAUAUCGGAAAUCAAAAAAUAUUGUCUACAGUUAACAGUAAAGUGCCUUGUAAAAGCAGCUCUAAUUUUUUCUUAGAAUACAAAGUACCUGAAAUUCUAGUAACUAGUGCUAAGCACAAAUCAAAAGUUGACUCCGGGCUAGAAACCAACCACGUUAGACUUUCGUCAAGAAAAACUAGCAACGUUAUCAAUUUCAAACAAGUUACGAUCCACGAUAUCAAAUCUUUGGAUAAAGUCGACUUGGAAAAUUGUGAAAUAGAUUUCAAAGUGAGUUUCAGAAACUGCAAACAAAAAAGUUCGGUCGUGUUAGGUUAUGCCAAGUUUGAUUUGAAAGAAUUCCUUUUAACAAAAAACCUGUCUUGUUCGAGAGGUUUGGUAGUUUUUCUGAACGAAAACUCUCCAAUCGCGGUAGGCGUGCUAAAACUAUCACUGCAGUUGGGUUGCGGUAGAUUGUAUUUCGGACAAGAAUUCAUAGAGGCAGUUACAUCUAGUAAUAAGGAAACUGUCUUACUAGAUAGUGAUGAUAGUACCAACCACCUGCUGAAUGGGAGUUUUGGUCAUUCAAAACCUGAACCUGAAAAAAACAUUCGUUCUUUUGGAAAGCACACUGACUAUUCGAGUUCGAAUUCAUCCAAACAUACUUCGAAAGAAAAUACUUCUAGAAGACCGGACCAUGGAUCUCUUCCGAGCUGUGUUUUAGAAAGAAAACCUCCAAACUCGAUACAGGUCGAAACAACUGAAAGGAAUUCUUCAAAAAGGGUUUUGGCUAGCGAGAAAAAAGUUAGUGCCGAAAUCGCCGAAACACAAAAGUCUCAAGAAGUAGAUAGGUAUGUGCUCUUCAGUUUCUUCUACGUAUCUGAAGCCCAGUAUUUGAGUGGACCUGUAAGUUCUUUUAUCACUUGUCGACCAUUUUCUCAAACGGAAACGUCAGUCAGUCAAGUUGUUGUAAAUACAUCGAAUCCUACUUUCAAUUUCCAUCAGGUAAGUGAUCCCCAAUAAAAAAAAUCAAUAUUCAAAUAAUUACUCGAGUCAAUUUGAUAUAAUGGAAACGAUCGAUUUUCACUGCCUAUCGUCCAACCUGUACUGUGAAUCGCAUGUUGAAAG